Molecule: messenger RNA, 2466 nt
Organism: Neurospora crassa OR74A
Lineage: Eukaryota; Fungi; Ascomycota; Sordariomycetes; Sordariales; Sordariaceae
Exons: 3
Coding region: 1-2466 (821 amino acids)
Source: RefSeq, a predicted model, not a curated record
AUGCCUCCUGCAGGUGCAGAUAUGAACAGAAAGCGGCCAAGCGAGGGAGAGCCGGAAGAUGCUGCCCGACCUCACAAAAGGAGAUCGCAUGGAGCACCUGCUGUGUCCUCGACCCCAGCCUCUUCUGGAGAGUGCGACCCUCCAGCGCUGACCAGUCUGGCGGAUGGAUCAAGGAGGUAUGACGAGUUCAAGGGUGAUAUAGGAGACGGUGUCUAUAGGGCCUUAACUGGAGGUGGUGCCUAUUUCCCGACGAAUUACAAACUCUUUCUCAAGCACCCCGCUCCGUGGCUCUGUCCUCUCGUUGACUGUAGGAAGUCUUUCAACCAGUGCAGUAAUCUUGGGCGUCACUUUUCGAAAGCUCAUCGCGGCUGGAAGCUCUACGAUGAAGAAGAGCGCGGUUUCUUUCACUUUCAAGGCAUCAGAACUAAGCCAGACGAGGACGGCAAGCUUCGCCCGAUUGUUGUCGGCAGAGGAUUUCGCGCUCCAAAAAGACAAGAUGAUCGACAAACCCCGGACACUUCUGCAGCUGACACCGCAACUGCCCCUCUCGCGUCUACUACUGCUCGGGCCAUCAAUUCUUCUACUUCAGCACCCAUCACUCUCGCCCAAGCAUCCCGAUUAUCAUCUCGCAAGGUCAUCGACAUCAGUAGCAAUGAUGAGGGUGUCAAACCAACCGUCAACGAUACUUCAGUGCGGAACACUGGCCCACAUGCCUCAGCAAAACGGGAGCAAGCAAGAGGUGAGAACAAGAGCACUGGCACUGCCAACCGAAUACGAAGAAAUUACCAUGGCGCCAGGUUUGAAGUGAACAAUCCCCAGGAGCUGGGCGGUGCCCAGCAUCAUAGGAAACUCUUUGCAAGUUGGGAGCAGGAAGCCGGUGCGCAGCGCCGUAAGAAAAUUUCCUCUAAGACUGGCCGGGAAGUCGACAAGCGCCAGCCGAAGGACGUCUCUUCCAACGCUAAACAGAAAGUGGAUACACAGCAUUUCGAGGACACCUCAUCUACAUCCAGCAGUGAAGAUGACGACGAUUCUGACCCCUUCGACUUUGAACCCUCCGACCUGCCCGCUCCCCGCAAUAACGACACACAACAGCUGGAAAAAGGUACCGAUACUGCACCGAUCGUCGUUGCCGACUCUAAGCAACCGUUCGAUCCCAGCAAAUCAGCAAUUUGGCAGUAUCUCAUGACGCUUACCAAGACUGAUAUGCCGGUUCCUGAUGAUUCGGCCAUCACUGAGCUCCUUGCACUCCCAAGGCGCCGCAAUCUUCCAAGAACAUGGCAAGGACGACUGUCCAAGUUUGUGGAUUUCCAACUCAAUACACUCACUGGAUUGAUCCUCUAUAUUGGUGGUGACGAAGCACCAAGUAGCCCCUGCAGUUGGAUGGGUUGUAGCGUUCAUGCAGAGGCACACGUCUUCUGGAAGAUCAACUUUUACUAUGGGAACUCCAUUGACCACCGAUACCCAUUUCCCAAAUGCGUUUUCCUUCCAACUCAUCUUCGCGUCUCAAAAUCAGUUACUGAGCGGUUGGGUCAUCAUUUGUGCUGCAACGCAUACCACAGGAGCUGGAAAAAGCCGCCGCAUUGGGUAAACACGGUUCCCGAUGACAAAUUCAAGGCGGCACGGGAUCCAGCGUGCGUGGAGGUUAUGCGGUAUACCUCUACCGAGAAGUCUGCUGGUAACGAAUCUAGCACGAAUGCCCAAGGCAACACGCUGAGUACUGCCACAUCGACAAGCAACACUGGCAAUAAUGCCGUGCAGCCAUCGCCAUCGCAAGCCUUGCUACCUGCAUGCCCUCCUUUGCAACCUGCGACCAUGGUUGGUGAUACACUUACCCCCCGAAGUUCGGCACAACAAUCAACUUCACGACUCGUUGUGAAGGAACACGGGGGAAAUAUGUCGGGGGUAGGAAGUUCUCCUGUCAAUCCCAUUGUAGAAGCAAACAAGCGGCUUGGUGAUGUGAGGGAAAUAACAACGGGGACGAAGACGAAACGAGAGGCUGGGCGCCAGAAAAAGAGCCUUGGCGGAGAAGAACAACACUCAUCUACUAGACAGGCCCAAGUUACUCCAGUAUCUUCUGCGGCAGCUUCUCUGUCUAACCUCACGGUGCAGGAUACAUCCACAGCUCCUUCCAGAUCUCCGCAGCAAAGUGGCCCAGAAAAGUCGCAGAGAACGACCGUUUUCAACCUUGCCAAUGGUUCCACACAACCCAUCGGCUUCAAGGGUAACGAGUCCCAGCUCCUCCAGGCAUCGAAAAGACAAACCCUAGAGUGUACGGUCUGGGCAGGUAGCGUAUGGAUGAAGAUGGUUGGAGAUGAUGGCGUGUCUAUCACGCGGAGAGUGGACGCCGGGGGCACUUGGACAAUCGGCACGGAUAGUCACUGUUUGAUCACCAACUUUUUUCCAGCAGCCAAAGAGACUGCUGUGGUUAAUGUCAAGUCUAAAUCUGUGUUGGAAAGCUUCGAAUGA